UGAUUAAUUCAUCUUCUACUACUACUUAAAGUCUUAAACCAAAGUAAUCUAGUACAUAAAAACCCAAUCAAUAACCAAAAUUCUAAGAAGAAAAUUAAAGUUAAUUAUGAACCCUGAUGAGGCACCCCCGUCUAAAGAUGAAGCACCCCAAUCCAAAGAUGAGGCACCACCGACUAAAGACGAAGCACCCGAGUCAAAAGACGAGGCACCCACGGCUAAAGACGAAGCACCCGAGUCAAAAGACGAGGCACCCCAACCCAAAGACGAGGCAGCCCCAAUCCCAUCUGACGAGGCACCCCCGUCUCAAGAAAUAACGUACAUGGAUCAUGUUAUGUCUCGUCAUGAACAGAAAGGAUGCGCAUAUGCAGCUUUGUUUGCAUUGUGUUGCUGUUUCUGCUGCUACGGAACCUGCGAAUGCUGCCUCGGUAUCCUCUGUUGUUGCUGCUAAGCAGAAGCUAUCGAGCUAGUUUCAUAAAGAAACUAUGUCUAUGCACUUUGCUGUAUAUUACAAUUCUAUGUCAUUGUAUAAUGUUUUUGUAUUAAUUUGGAAGUUUGUAUCAUAUUGUGCCUCUUUAUUUAUUACAUUUAUGUAAUUGAUUCGGUGUUUCGACAAAUACUCCAUAAUCAAGUGGUUAUUCAACCGAACUUAUGAGUUCA
Messenger RNA from Spinacia oleracea (spinach), 657 nucleotides. RefSeq lists its product as uncharacterized. The transcript is spliced from 2 exons. NCBI's taxonomy places the organism in Eukaryota, Viridiplantae, Streptophyta, Magnoliopsida, Caryophyllales, Amaranthaceae. The record is from RefSeq and is a predicted model, not a curated record. The coding region runs from base 107 to 448 and encodes 113 amino acids.